Molecule: messenger RNA, 3720 nt
Organism: Labeo rohita (rohu)
Lineage: Eukaryota; Metazoa; Chordata; Actinopteri; Cypriniformes; Cyprinidae
Gene: mapk14b
Product: mitogen-activated protein kinase 14b
Biological process (GO): protein phosphorylation; intracellular signal transduction
Cellular component (GO): cytoplasm; nucleus
Molecular function (GO): MAP kinase activity; ATP binding
Source: RefSeq, a predicted model, not a curated record
UGUGCUGUGACGUCAAGCGUGUUCGUCAGAGGAGAACCUGUAACAGGAAAAAAAAAAGAAAAAAAAGAGAGAGAGAAACGAAAUCCGCAGAAGAAAUCUCACGCUUUGCCACCCAGCGACUCCUCAAGGAUCAGAGUCGGAGUUUGUGCACGAUCUUCAGCGCGCGCGUCUGUGCAUUUGCCCGGUGUCCUCUCAUGCAAGCGGGGAGGAUUGUGAACGCGGAGCUUGCGCUUUUGUAUAGUUAGUUUUUUGUUGUUUUGUUUUUUUGUUUGUAUCAAGCACUGAGAUCAAGAGAGCAGCGCAGAAGUUUCCACUCCUCUACAGGAAUGUCCCAGAAGGAGAGACCGACUUUCUAUCGACAGGAGCUCAACAAGACCAUAUGGGAGGUGCCGGAGCGCUACCAGAGUUUGUCGCCCGUGGGUUCUGGAGCGUACGGAUCCGUAUGCUCGGCGUUAGACUCUAAGACGGGCCUGAGGGUCGCGGUCAAGAAGCUGUCCCGGCCGUUCCAGUCCAUCAUCCACGCCAAGCGCACAUACAGAGAACUCCGGCUCCUCAAACACAUGAAACACGAGAACGUAAUUGGUCUACUAGAUGUUUUCACGCCCGCGACCAGUCUAGCAGGAUUCAAUGACGUGUAUCUGGUGACUCACCUGAUGGGAGCAGACCUCAACAAUAUCGUCAAGUGUCAGAAGCUGACAGAUGAUCACGUCCAGUUCCUCAUUUAUCAAAUCCUGCGAGGAUUGAAGUAUAUUCACUCAGCAGACAUCAUCCACAGAGAUCUUAAACCCAGUAACUUGGCUGUAAAUGAAGACUGUGAACUUAAGAUUUUGGACUUUGGGCUGGCCCGGCUGACUGACGAUGAGAUGACGGGAUACGUUGCCACCCGAUGGUACCGUGCCCCAGAGAUCAUGCUUAACUGGAUGCACUACAACAUGACAGUGGACAUCUGGUCGGUGGGCUGCAUAAUGGCUGAGCUCCUCACAGGACGGACUCUGUUUCCCGGCACUGAUCAUAUUGAUCAGUUGAAGCUUAUCUUGAUGCUCGUCGGAACCCCAGAGGCAGACCUCUUGAUGAAAAUCUCCUCAGAGUCUGCAAGGAACUACAUCAAUUCCCUUCCUUAUAUGCCCAAGAGGAACUUCGCAGAUGUGUUUAUUGGUGCAAACCCAUUAGCUGUGGACCUGCUGGAGAAGAUGCUGGUUCUGGACACAGACAAACGGAUUACCGCUUCACAGGCUCUCGCGCACCCGUACUUCGCCCAGUACCACGACCCGGACGACGAGCCCGAAGCAGAUCCCUACGACCAGAGCUUUGAGAGCCGCGAUCUGGACAUCGACGAGUGGAAACGGCUCACGUAUGAGGAGGUGGUCAGCUUCGAGUCCCAUGUUCGACGGAGACGAGAUGGAGUCAUGAAGGCUGCUCGACCUACAGGAUCUUCAUCCAUACAGGACAAUGACAUUCAAGUGCCUGCCAUCAUCAAGUGCUGGCUUCCCCGUCUUCUGAGACCGCUCAUCCCUGCCUUCAUACACGCUCUGUCAAAUGAGGGAAAGAAACGUUUCAAAAAGGACACAAAGAAUGUAAGGUUGUGUGUCCUGUACCCCUGUAAAUUAAAGGGACAGUUCACCUAAAAAUUAAGAUUUAUGUUGUUCCAAACGUGUACGAGUUUCUUUCUUCUGUUGAGCACAAAAGAAGAUAUUUUGAAGAAUGCUUGUAACCAAAUACUUGAUUGUUGCUGUUGACUUGUUUUUUUUCCCAUGCUAUGGAAGUCACCAGCUUUUUGGUUACCAGCAUUCUUCAAAAUAUCAGGAUUGGAACAACUUGUGGGUGAGAAAAUGAACACAUUUUUAUUAUUAUUAUUUUUUUUUUUGGUCAAAACACUUGUAAUUACAAAAAAAAAUUCUUAUAAAAAAUCCAAAAAGCAAUCAGUCAAAUUCACAUCAGCAUUUUAAGCUCACAGUUUUCUAUUCUUUCUCUGGGGAAGCAAAACAUUUACCUCUGAACUCCGCGUGUAGCCUAUAAUAAACACAGGCCAGAAAAACUUGAGUACUGUCAGAAUACUAAGUUUUAGACAUGUAAAUAAAAUGGCACUGCUGUACAUAAAUGAUAAUGAUGUGCACCGACAGUUUUAUUUAGCAUUUGCAGCAAAGCACACAUCGCAGAAUGCGAUCUGCGUUAUAAAUAGCAAACGAACGAACUAAAGAGUGAAUCUGAUCGCCUAAAGAGAAUGUAAUUAUUAUUUAGUGCUCUGUGUAGAAUGUAAACAGAAGAGUAUAUAUCGACGCAGUGUUCUUCUGCCAAACGCAUCUUUGUCUCAGACAUUAAUAGAUGACAGAAACAGUAAUAAAUGCUGUUUAUACGAAUGAACGCAGACAUGCUUGGAAAAAACACAAAAUAAUGUUAUGGGCAAAUCUUACAAAACCUCUCAAGAACAUGUCCAGAUCAUAAUUAACCACAAAAUCUAAAGAGAAAAAAUUGUAUAAUAUAUUUUAAAUAUAGAGAAAAAUAAUUUGCAUUUUUUGCAUGCUUUAUAUUAUUUGAAAACCAAUAACUGUUAUUGUAUUAUUAUUUAUAUAUCAAUGAUUUAUUCAUUUUACUUUGUCGACACAUUAUUGCCAUGAUGCACAAAAAAAAAAUUAAAAAAAUCAAGUAAUUUUCAUUGCUGUAAUGCAGUGAAAUACUGUGAUAGUAAUUUAAAUUAUAAAUUAUUUUUCCAUCACUGUAGUAUUUGUUGUAUGGCUUUUAUAUAGAGUUACAUUUAAAUUUGUACAAAUAACAUUGUUUUACAGUAUUGAGGCUCACCAUUCAAAAAAGACAUGAAAAUAGAAGUUUGUAAAAAUAAAAAAAUGGAAGUCUCUAAAAAAUAUGUUGUCUUUCAUUUUUGACCUUUUUUGGACAUGUUUUUAACUGGUUUUGUGUGAUUUACCCUUUUUAUCUCCCUGAUUGUCUGCCUGUUUUUCAAAUGCUUGCUGUUCCCUUCACUCCAUGUUAAAGGGCAGCUGAUCUCUAGCUAGACUAGAGCAUAGUUUCUCCCCUCAUUAAUUUAUUAUUUAUGUAAACUGAGAGAAAUGGGUUUAAAACAGGACAGGGACUGUUUUUCAAUAGGAAGUUCAUGUCAACAGAACAUUAUGGUCCACAAUAAGUAGUUCCCAUUUAUUUUUGCUUGCCCUGGGAAAGACGUACAACCACAAAGUUCCUGUUUGCGAAAGUGAAAGAACCUGAGCCAAUAUUCUGCUUCUCCGUUGCGCAUGAUGAUCUUAAUUUAACAGCCCAGACCAGAAGACUGUCUCGUCAGGAAUGUGUUUUCUCUCAAGCAGAGCCGGCAUCUAACUUAUUGUAUCAGUUGUUUAAGUUUAUUUUUAAAGUGUUUUCUUUAUCACUGUAUAUUAUCACUUAAUUUUAUUCAGCAAUAUUUUCUGUGUUGAGCAUGUAUUGUUAUACGUGAGGGGGUGCAUUUGUUUGUUUGUUUGUUUGUUUGUAUGCACAUUUACAGUUUUCCGACGAGUGGAAAAUCACUAAACGUGUCGAUCGGUGGUGCAUCAAGCAGCAAAAUUCAUUCAAUGUGGUUUAUACUUCAUUUUUUGUCGCAUGGAAUCCGUUUCUCAUGAGAAAGAGAUUACUGAAUCUCUUUUUUGUGCAUAUAACCGGUUUUUCUUCAGUCACACUCAAACUUAUGUGGUCUGUGAACAACCACUGCUAUACAGGAAUAAAGGCAAUUAUUUUUCA